AUGAACGGUCGGUGGGCUAUGAUGGCGGUCGCCGGCAUGUUGACGGUGGAGGCCUUGGGAUACGGCAACUGGUUCGAUGCCCCCAAGUGGGCCUUAACAGAGGGUACCCCUGCCACGUACCUGGGCAAUCCAAUACCAAUCGACCUGAAGACCCUUGCCGUCAUAGAAUUGUUCUUGAUGGGGGGUGCCGAGGCAAAGAGGAACGAGGAGACCGACCCUGAGAAGCGGUGCUACCCUGGUGGCGCCUUCGACCCCUUCGGCUUGUCCAAGGACCCCACCAAGCUGGAGGAGCUGAAGUUGAAGGAGAUCAAGAAUGGCCGCCUGGCAAUGUUCGCCUCGGUUGGUUUUUUCUGCCAGUACGCUGCCACUGGCACGGGCCCUGUGCAGAACCUUAUUGACCACAUCGAAGACCCCUUCAAUGUGAAUUUCGCCACAAAUGGCGUGUCGCUUCCCUUCUGA
Molecule: messenger RNA, 459 nt
Organism: Ostreobium quekettii
Lineage: Eukaryota; Viridiplantae; Chlorophyta; Ulvophyceae; Bryopsidales; Ostreobiaceae
Source: the annotation of a GenBank genome assembly